AUGUCUCGGAUGCACCAGGACCAGUUCGUCGACGAUGACGAGGAAGAGUGCUGCCCCCUCUGCGUCGAGGAGUUCGACUUGUCAGACAGGAACUUCCGCCCAUGUCCCUGUGGCUACCAAAUAUGCCAGUUCUGCUACAACAACAUCAAGACUACCAUGAACGGCCUGUGCCCCGCCUGUCGCCGGCCCUACGAUGACUCGACAAUCGAGUGGAAGACCAUCUCUCCCGAAGAAAUGGCACAGCACAAACAACAGAUUGCGCAAAAGGCCAAAAAGAAUGCACAGAUGCGGCAAAAGGAAGCACAGAAAGCCGAGGCCGACUCGCUCAGCCGGAAGCACCUGUCUGGCCUACGUGUCGUCCAGAAGAACCUAGUGUACGUCACGGGUCUCACGCCGACAAUACGUGAAGACGAACUGCUCAAGACGUUGCGCGGCGAUGACUACUUUGGUCAGUACGGCAAGAUCUUGAAGAUCGUUGUGAGCAAAGCCAAGGAGAAUGCACAGCAUCAACAGUCUGUUGGUGUCUAUGUGACCUUUGCUCGCAAGGAAGAUGCCGAAAGAUGCAUCAACGCCGUCGACGGCUCGCAAAACGGCGAUCGAGUGCUGAGAGCACAAUUUGGCACGACCAAGUACUGUUCGGCCUACCUCCGCGGCGAAACAUGCAACAACCGCAACUGCAUGUUCUUACACGAGCCCGGCGAAGACAACGACAGCUUCACCCGCCAAGACCUGUCCAUGAUGAACUCGAUCCAGACCCAACAACCGUCCCAAUCCUCGACGUCCCGGGCUGCGCCUCCCGCUCAUCAAGGGCCUGCUGUUGCCGCUGCAAUACCAAUGCACAGACAAGAUAGUACAGAUACUUCGAGUUCGAUACACGACGCACCUGGCCUACCCGCCACUGCGAACUGGGGCAGUAAAGCAGUCUUGGAACGUCGUGCAAGUCGUUCAACAACUGCUUCAAAUAAUGCUAGCCCCAUGGUCACGAAUGCAGUACCUGCACAAGCGUCAAAAGCACCCAAGCCAACAGAGGCACCAAAAAAGAAGGGCAAAGAGAAGGAGAAAGAGAAGGAAAAGGAGAAGGAAAAAGAAGAGGACAAGGACAAGGACAAAGAAAAGGAGAAGGAAAAGGAAAAAGAAAAGUCUCCACCAGCAUCAACUUCCGCAACGUCACAGUCCACAUCAACAUCUUCACCCUCCACACGACCAUCCAAACCCCGCAACAAGGAUUUCCCAGACUUGUUGAAGAUCAUCUGCUCGCCCGAUUUUAAGUUUGUUUUCUCAAGUGCUAUUCUGUCAGAGGAAGAGUUGAAGGCCAUUACCGAGUUUCCUCAAUUGCUCGAUCCCAAUGGUGGUGCAAAGCGUCGCGCCAUGAAAGAAAAGGAAAAAGAACUUGCUGUACUGCGGGAGGCUGAAGCUGAAGCCAAAGCAGCAUCCCAGCAACAGGCGCCGGCUGCUGAACGCGAGGACAAUGAGGCAACGGCAGGUGGUAGUUUGCAACUGGGCGGAGAGCCUGAAGACGGACCCGAACCCAGCACCAACCACCUCAAUCAGCAUGCGAUUGCACCGCCUGGCCAGCAAAGCUUUGGUGGAAGCCUGUUCGGGCAAAGCACGCCUUUGGCAGAGGACUUUAGCACUCUUGGGUUGAGCAACCGAGGCCUGACACCGCAGCAACAACAACAGUUGCUGCUCUCUAACUUCAAGUCUGGCAACCAGUCUACCGGCCUCAUCGGCAACAUGCAAAACGCGCAGGCCCAACAGCAUGGAAUGACUGGAAAUGCUUCGAGUCAUAACAGGCACACUUCUCGCUUCAGCUUCGCCAACGACAGCACUUCGGCUUCUGCGAAUGUGCAGCCUGUGGCGAACCAGAAAUUGAUGAGCCAGCAAAACUCAAUGAUGCCCAAGAAUGCCAAUCAGUUCAACCCAAUGUCCCAGCAUCAGCCUUUGGGUGGACAAUUCUUCACCAACGUGCAAGGACCACCUCCAGGACUAAAGCCUACUGGCACACCUCCUGUCAGCGGAACUGGUAUGUUCGGUCAAGGUCACGGCUUUGCUACUGGCGGUCUGCCCUACGGGACAGGCGCCACGGCAAGGAACAACAGUGACGCCAUGUAUCAGGAUCUGCUUCGCAGCCGCAACAUGGAUGGUGGUUCUAGGCUAGCUGAUGCUGGAAAGCGUGAGUCAAUGUUUCCUUCUUUUCUCAAUCAGCACCCCACGACCUCCACCCCUGCCCCUGCCCCUGGCCUUCUAAGCUUCCCUUAUGGGCCUUCGCCUGGCGCUUACCAGGAGUCUGGUUCGCAGAAAUCCAAGAAAAAGGGCAAGAAACAUAGGCAUGCAAACACUUCCUCGUCUGGAGGAGGUGGUCUUGCCGAUGUUCAGGACCCGAGUAUCUUGCAGGCAAGGCUGCACCAAGGCGGCAUGACUGGCCAGGGCCUGUAUGGCCAGGGUCAAGGCGGAUUUUCUUCGCUUUAUUCCAACAACAACUACGGCGGCGCUGGACGAUGGUAGUCGUUUUAUUCUUCUACAUAUUGGUUGGCCUGCUGGCCAGACAUACUGUCUUAGUACGAUUUGGAACGGUGGCUGCAUGGCGUUUUGGUUUAUACAGCGACUGCAUCGGCACACAUUCGGUGCUCCGACACUGGGAUGCCUGGCGUUAUGAUUGGGCUUCACGGUCACUUGUCGCAUUUCUCGACACGGGCAUGUCUUCACGGCACUUUUUUUACCUUCACGUUUCCUUCUUAUCUUACUUUUUGUUUUGUCAUACCUGGGUGGUUUGCGCUGUCCUGCCGAUGCAAAGGUCAGCUUCUCUCGUCGUCUUCGUCAUGGUCACCGCAUGUACGUAACUACCCCUCCUGCCGCCAUCAAGUCGGC
Molecule: messenger RNA, 2868 nt
Organism: Exserohilum turcica Et28A
Lineage: Eukaryota; Fungi; Ascomycota; Dothideomycetes; Pleosporales; Pleosporaceae
Exons: 4
Coding region: 1-2505 (834 amino acids)
Biological process (GO): protein ubiquitination
Cellular component (GO): CCR4-NOT complex
Molecular function (GO): metal ion binding; ubiquitin-protein transferase activity; RNA binding
Source: RefSeq, a predicted model, not a curated record